Molecule: messenger RNA, 761 nt
Organism: Saccostrea echinata
Lineage: Eukaryota; Metazoa; Mollusca; Bivalvia; Ostreida; Ostreidae
Exons: 2
Coding region: 1-747 (248 amino acids)
Molecular function (GO): zinc ion binding; nucleic acid binding
Source: RefSeq, a predicted model, not a curated record
AUGUACGACACUAUUAUUGUGACAGAGAGAUUUCACAUUGAUUUGAUUUAUUCUCACUUAGAGGGCCAAGCUAAGGAAGAAAUAAAAUUCCGGCCAGAAAUUCGACAGGAUCCGUAUGCCACAUUAGACUGUCUCCGAUCGGCAUUUGGCAACCCAGAAUCUGUAACCUUACUACAACAGAAUUUUUUUGAAAGAAAUCAGCAAGAUUCAGAAACAAUCAGACACUUCUCGUAUGCAUUAUUAGAUUUAUACCAAAUAGUGCUCAGAAAGGAUAGUAGUGUAUUUCCAAAGAAACAACUUACUUUGUGUGAAAAAUUUGCGAAUGGUUUAAGGGAUUCAUUUCUGAGAAAGGAAGCAAAGAGACUACUGCGUAACAACCCUACAGAGUUUCACACGUUCAGAGAUGAAAUCAUAUUAUUCAGUGAAGAAGAGGAAAUGACAGUUAAUAGAACAACUACUCAAGAAAACAAGCCAAACACGAUCGAGGAUCAACAGAAUGUAAAUACCCAUACACCUGAUUCGCCUAACAUGGAACAGUUAUACAAAAUCAUCGAAGCGCAACAAAAGCAAAUAGAUUCCCUCACCACUAUGAUCAGAGAUCGCGGAGCCGGUCAACAAACAAAAGAAAGCCGGAACUAUUCUCGUUCCCCACCUGUGUGUUACGAGUGUGGUAAAAUUGGCCAUAUCAAGAGAAAUUGCAGAUCUAAACUCCGUGAAACAGCAAUCAAAACGUCGGAAAACAUAUAACAUCUAUUAAAAAG